GUUGACACACUUGUUAUGAUGUACAAAACUCACUGUCAGUGCAUUCUUGACAAUGCCAUCAAUGGAAAUUUUGAAGAGAUUCAACACUUUUUACUGCACUUUUGGCAAGGUAUGCCUGAUCAUCUGCUCCCUCUCCUUGAGCACCCUGUAAUCACUGACAUUUUUUCUGUUUGUGACUCGUUACUGUACAAGGUUCUCACUGAUGUAUUGAUUCCUGCAACCAUGCAAGAAAUGCCUGAAAGUUUGCUGGCUGAUAUAAGAAAUUUUGCUAAACAUUGGGAACAGUGGGUUGCUUCAUCACUAGAAAAUCUUCCUGAUGCACUUUCAGAAAAGAAAAUCCCUAUUGCUCGAAGAUUUGUUUCUUCUUUGAAGCGUCAGACAUCAUUCUUACAUCUUGCACAAAUUGCCCGUCCUGCACUUUUUGAUCAAAAUACAGUGAACUCCAUGGUGUCUGACAUUGAAAAAGUCGAUCUGAACAGUAUUGGUUCUCAAGCACUUCUUUCUGUUGCUGGAAAUACUGAAUCAGAUGUUGAAGCAUACUCAGAAUAUGAUUCAAUCACAGUUUUUCAAGAGCUUAAAGACCUGUUAAAGAAAAAUGCCACAGUUGAGUCAUUCAUUGAAUGGUUGGAUACUGUUGUUGAGCAAAGAGUCAUUAAGCCAAGCAAACAAAAUGGAAGAUCUCUGAAAAAGAGAGCUCAAGACUUCCUUUUAAAAUGGAGCUUUUUUGGUGCUCGAGUAAUGCACAACCUCACACUGAACAAUGCUUCGAGUUUCGGUUCUUUUCAUUUGGUGCGAAUGCUUCUUGAUGAAUACAUUCUGUUAGCUAUAGAAACACAGUUCAAUAAUGACAAAGAACAAGAACUGCAGAACUUACUGGAAAAGUACAUGAAAAGUGCAGAUGCUAGUAAAGCAGCAUUCUCUGCCUCUCCUAGCUCAUGUUUUCUGGCAAGCAGAAGUAAAAGUGGUUCGCUUUCAACUGAGACAGCAGUUAAAAAUGAGUUACCUUCAGUUCAAGCUUACCAUUUGAAUGAAAAGUCACACAUAAAUCCUGCAUGCGAGGAUGCUUUCUCCAGUGGAACUACAAAUGAUGUACAGCUCACAGGUCAAGUUGAGCUUCCUCAGGGAUCAACAAAUUUAAUGACUCCUCCUGUCUCUCCUGCAAUGGUCAACAGAGGAAGUGUAAUAAAUCAAACAAUGGCUGGAAGACCUCCAAGUGGUAAUUCAGUCAUGUCAACACAUUUUCACUGCAUUUCUUAUUCUGAUCCUAUUUAUCAGACAUUGGCAUCAUCGAAUCAGAACUACUAUGGAACCACCUCACCAUAUCAGUCUACAUUCCGGUCUCAGACACAUCUUUCUAAUGCUGUUUAUUCACCCAGAAGUGAUCCUAGUCAGUACAGUGCAUUCAAUGAGCAGCAGCAGCAUUCUCCGGACUAUUUCCAUAGUGGUUGUGCAGUCUCUCCUUACAGCUGCCGAUCUUCCUCCAACUAUGGACAUUCGUCAGGAGCUCAGGACACUCACAGCAUGCAGCUACUAAACUCAGCUGCCUUUAAUUUUCUGGGCAAUUCAGCAACUGCUAGUUGUCAAGGAUCCUCCUUCUCUACAAAUGUUCCAAAUGCAUUCUAUGGCACUAGUAACUACACAGAAUCCAACAGACCAAACACACUGAUAGACCAACAUGUUUCUGUUAUCAGCAGUGUCAGCAGCUUACGAUCAGAACCCCCAUACAGUGACAUCCAUGACCCCCUCAAUAUUUUAGACAGUGGUGGGAGAAAACAAGCAGGUACAUUCUAUACACAUUUGCCACCACCAAUGGCCUGUCAGAAUCAUGCUGGUUCAAAUAUGCCAGCAGUCAUUUCUGGAUCUUCAUCGCAGUGCAUGUAUGGGGCAUCAAACCAAUAUAGUUCUCUGCAAAGUAUGGAUCUUCGCAGGCCGUCUAAUGAAGUUAAUGACAUGGUGUCCUCUUUACCUCCUAUCAACACUGUUUUUAUGGGAAACACUGCAGGAACCACAUAAACUGAUGCUUAAUUGAAAAACUGCUGCAGAUGCUCUAGUUUGGGGACAUAAUAGAUAUUUUCCCACCAGUAACAACUAUGACAAUUAAAAGAAUUUUACAGUGACAAAUAUGAACUCAUCAGAGCCAUUAUACUACAAAAAGGCAUCAUCUGUUGUCAUAAAAUGCAUAUCAUAAGUCAUAGUUUUAUCAUUUCAGUGAAUACUGUACAAUUUCUAAUAUACAGUUUAUAAUUUAAAAACCCAUUUCCAAUGCAGUUGUUAAUGUCUCUGACUUACAGAAAUAUCAUCUGCCAUUACUUGCACCUUCUGACUUAUGAAAUUAUGAUCUAUUUAAUAUUCCAUUGUCUUAUUUAUUUUCUUUAAUAAAUUCUGCACUGUCUUUUGAGUUAGCCAUAUCAUAACAAGUCUCUGCCUCUUGUUAAGAAUAAGCUUAGAAAUUCAAGGUUUUCAAAAUAAAAGAGUACUUUGG
Molecule: messenger RNA, 2482 nt
Organism: Protopterus annectens (West African lungfish)
Lineage: Eukaryota; Metazoa; Chordata; Ceratodontiformes; Protopteridae
Gene: RFX6
Product: regulatory factor X6
Exons: 12
Coding region: 16-2013 (665 amino acids)
Biological process (GO): regulation of transcription by RNA polymerase II
Molecular function (GO): RNA polymerase II cis-regulatory region sequence-specific DNA binding; DNA-binding transcription factor activity, RNA polymerase II-specific
Source: RefSeq, a predicted model, not a curated record